CGGCGCGCUCGACCCCAAACGCACAUGUCUCAUCUGGGCGAGGAGCGUCGCUGGCGUGAUGAGCAACGGCGCGCCGAGUACGGACGCGAAGGGCGGCGAUGGCGGGACGAGUCGCGACGGCGGUCGCGAUCGCGCGAUGAGCCGCGGCGGGAUGAGCUGCGACGGCGCGACGAGCGUUGGCAAGGCGAGCAAGGGCGGCACCAUGACGGGCGGCACGACGAGCGGCGCGGCUACAACGACCCUUGGUGCAGUGGUCGCGAGCAGCGACGGCACGCUGAGCCAAAAAGGCCCGCUGAGCGAUGCCGCGAUGAGCCAUUUCGAGGCGGACGACGGCCGCAUCAUGACGGGCGGCACGACGAGCGGCGCGGCUACAACGACCCUUGGUGCAGUGGUCGCGAGCAGCGAUGGCACGCUGAGCCACACGCCGCUGAGCGAUGGCGCGACGAGCCAUUGCGAGGCGAACGACGGCCGCAUCAUGACGGGCGGCACGUUGAGCGGCGCGGCUGCAACGACCGACCAAGCAUAGGCGAGCGCGAGCGCGACUUGUGCGAUCGGCGCGAUGAUCGGCCCCACGAUCCCAGGCGCGACCAUGACCGGCGCGACCGCCGCGGCGAGGGGCAGCCUCAGCACAGCGACCGCCGGUGGAGUCCGCCGAUGCGUGGUGCGGGAUCGCGCGACGAGAGGCACACUGCUGCCGGUGGUCAGCUCAAUGCUAAGCAGCUCAGCAGCCACAUCUCGCAUGCCAGCGGCGCCGACGAGCUGCUCACGCUCUUUGCUGCCCACAGUGCGAGCCUGAACCACAUCCACGCUGCGAACCUGUGGAACAAACUGGGCAAGCAGCGCAUCGAGCGGCGGCACGAGGGGCGGCUUGAGCAGCUGGUGCAGCGCACGCUCCACCUCGUCUCGUCGUGCGAAGCACACUGCUCGCGUGUGAUCAGCGACUCGCUCGCGCGGGAUCCGUCGAGGUGGGGCGUCGUGGACCGCUCUCAGCUGCACCAGUGGCAGCUCUGGCUCUCCCUUGAGCGAGGAGCAGACGGGCAGCAGCACCUUCUCUCCGAGUCCCAGCGCAAGCUCUGCUGCGACGCCAUGCAAGAUACGCAAGUGACGAUCUCUGAGUUCCAACGCUCCGUCGCGGCUGCCCUCGCCGCCGUCCAGCACGGCUUCGAGGAGGAGCAUCUCGAGCCGCGCACCGGCUACUCGCUCGACCUAUCGCUGCCCUCGUCACGCCUCGCGAUCGAGGUGGACGGCCCCUCUCACUUCCUGCUGCCCGACGGCCGGGGCGUGCGCAAACCCAACGGGCCGACGCUGCUCAAGCGGCGCCUCCUCACAGCGGCUGGCUGGAGGGUGAUCAGCGUUCCAUUCUACGAGUGGAACGGCUUCGCGACUGCCAGUGAGCGGCACACCUACCUGCAGAGGCUGUUGGGCUAGUACUGUGCCGCCACGAGCGCCGCGACCACCUCGCCACGCUCUCGACCGAGAGCCGCCUAAACGCCGCCUCC
This is a messenger RNA of Emiliania huxleyi CCMP1516, 1499 nucleotides long. RefSeq lists its product as hypothetical. Lineage: Eukaryota; Haptophyta; Isochrysidales; Noelaerhabdaceae. The record is from RefSeq and is a predicted model, not a curated record. The transcript has 2 exons. The coding region runs from base 25 to 1428 and encodes 467 amino acids.